Trachymyrmex cornetzi is the source of this 1122-nucleotide messenger RNA. RefSeq names its product repetitive proline-rich cell wall protein 1. The transcript is spliced from 2 exons. The coding region runs from base 77 to 793 and encodes 238 amino acids. NCBI's taxonomy places the organism in Eukaryota, Metazoa, Arthropoda, Insecta, Hymenoptera, Formicidae. The record is from RefSeq and is a predicted model, not a curated record.
UGACGCGCUUCUAGUUUGGUCCAGAACUCCCGAUCUAUUGGUCGUCGUGCAAUUCAACGGAAACAGAAGCAAAAUCAUGUUCAGACUAUUGAUACCAUGCCUGUUGUGGCUGUCAAUGGUGCGCUCGGAGACCGGGAUGCACAUGGACAUGCCGGUCGAGUCGCUGGACAAAACAUCGGACGCUUCAAUGCUGAAGGCAAAGAGAGAUUCCAUCCACCAACCUUGCGAACCCAUUCACCAACCGCUCUAUCCGCAUGUUCCCGCUUACUCACCACCAGUCUACAUUAAGCCCGUGGUCCAACCGGCCUACUUGAAGAAAGAGCUGGGUAUAGCACCCUUAGCUCACCUGCAAUACAUCCAACAGUCUCACGCCUAUCCCUCUGUGGUACAGAAGCCGACCAUCACGUACGUGAAACCGGCGACUCCCGUGGUAAAUUACCAUGCGCAGCAUCAAUACAUCAAACCCGUAAUGCCCAUCUACCAGAGCCCCAUCGCGCCGUCCUACGCGCCGAUUUACCAGAAACCGCUGAAUUACGCACCCACGUAUCAGAGCCCUAUAUACCAAGAUGUGAUGCCGAAGAUCGUCUUUAAGAAGUACGAGGCACCCGCUGCCCAGAUACUGUACCAGAAACCGCUGGUCCAUGCGCCCGCCAUUCAGUACGCGCCGCCGAAAGUGGUGCACGUGCAGGAACCGCAGGUGUCCUACGUGAAACCUGUGGUUCAUGCACCAUCAUCUGUGUACGUCCCGCAGCCGGAUCACGAUUCCAUUAUAGUUAAACCUCAUUGUGCGUAGAACACUUGAUCGAACGAUCGAUACUGAUAUCUCAAGCUGCGCAAAAUGAGAACAUUUCUAAAUGCGCUUAAGAUUAAAUGAUCGACUGAUGAUUUCAUGUCGGCUCACAUUGACCAGCGUUUUCUAAAUUGAAAAUAUGAAACUUGUAAAAUGCAAUGGAAAAUUGUAAAUUGUAAAAUUAUAUGUAAGAUGUUAUAUCAGAACAAUGCAACGUGUUCAUAGGAUAAGGAUCAAGAAAUGUUACGAGUUGUCAAAAUGAAAGGAAGCGAAUUGUCAAAACUGACACAAAUUUAAUCUGGAGAAUAUAAUAAAAUUAUUUUUCUUUAUCA